AUGACCCAGCGAGGGAGAGGCACUUCCGACACAACGCGAACCUUGGCGGCGUCAUGUGAGGGAUCGGGGAACAGUCAUGAACGCGUCGAGUGCACACCGCUCCCACGGGGUCAGCUGUUUAUUCUCUGCGUCGUCCUGCUUACAGAGAGUGUUUGCUGGAGUGUGUUGAUUCCGUUUGUACCUUCCUUUAUUGCGUAUAUCAAGGGCUGGGACAUAGACAGCUCUGGCUAUGCGUCAGGCUUUCCUGUCGGUCUCUUCAUGCUCGGGCAAGUCCUGAGUGGCAAAAUAUGGGGCGCGUUCAGUAACAAGGUCGGCCGCAAAGUAGCCAUCAAUAUCGGCGUGUUCUGUUGUGCUAUUUGCAUGUUUUUUGUCGGACUCAGCGGCAGCUUGUGGAUGUUGUGCGUCUGGCGCUUUUUGCAUGGCUUGUUGGCCGGCUGCUCGAUCGUGGCCAAAACGAUGAUCAGUGAGUUGACGGAUACGACGAACCGUGCGAAGGGCUUGGCGAUGGUCAGUCUCACCUGGGGUGUGGGAACCCUGUUCGGCCCAGCUAUCGGUGGCUUUCUCUACAAUCCCGCUUCGAGUUCCAAUCUUGCAUUCCUGCACAUAUCUCCAACUAGCUUCAUGGGCAGGCAUCCCGCCUUUCUUCCCGGUACUGUCGUGGCAGCGUACAACUUGUUUGCCGUAGUAAUCAGUGGCGUGUUCUUACGGGAGAGCAACCAGAGUGCUCGGCCUCUACGAGAAGUGCUGCCGCGCUCUGUUGUGAAAUUUCUUGGCCCCGUGCUGAGGUUCCUGCAGCCGCGGCCUCCGUGCGACAAGGCCACGGAGGUGACAGUCAUAUACGCGGACGACCACACUGAACCCAACGGAGCUGGACCCGAUAAGUCGCCUAGCUCAGCAGCCCAUCCGGUGGGUACCUGCGUUUCUGAACCGCAUACCCAUUUCGGCUUCAAGCAAGCCUUUCUGAACCCCUUGCUGCGGCGUGUCUGCUUCAUCUCGAUGCUCAUCUGCACAUCCGACAUGAUGUUCGCGGAGAUUUUCCCGCUCUGGAUGGCCGCAGAGUCUCAGAACGGCGGCCUGCAGCUGUCACCGCACCAGAUGGCGAUCCUGUUGCUGGUGAACGGCGCCCCGACAGUGCUCGCCAACAUAAUCUUUGCUUCAGUGAUCAAGUGUGCUGGGGGGCCAAUCCGGUUAUCGAUUGCGUCUCAGCUCAUAUACGCCGUUUUCACAGCCGUAGUGCCGACUGCGACCGCGUUCAGCACGACAAGUAGGUUCUGGUUUACAAUGGCGAUAGGCAUGCUGCGCAAGGUGGUGGAGAGCUGGAACUUUGCACUCAUCAUGCUGUUCGUGUCACUGACGGCACCGCAAGGCAAGAUAGCCAUCAUGUUUGGCAUUCAGCAGUCUGCAGGAUGCAUGGUUCGCUGCGUCGUGCCUUUCAUCUUUGCACCGCUCUUCGCGUGGUCCAUCUCGACACCGCGCCCGUUUCCGUUCAAUCACUACCUAGUGUUUCUCCUGAGCGUCAUACCGUUGGCAAUUGGCGCCUACCUCGCAGCCUUCGUGUACAUUCCGUCCGAAAAUAGCGGCGACGGAGUAGACGUGGUGGAACACGGUAGCUCAUCGGACAUGGAGGACAACAAUGGCAGUGAACGGCGCUCCGGAGCCGACUCGGGACGGGGAUCGGUGCGGUCACGCUACAGCCUCUUGGGCUCUGUCACUGGCGAAGUCCAGGAAUGCGAGUCUCUCCUUCACUGCUCCUUCGCCACUGUGGCCAUCGCGACUGCUCUAAACCCUAUUUCUGGAGUAGUUCAGAACGCCCUUUUCACCCUCUCGGAAGGCUCUCCGGUACAAAUGCCCGGCGAGCAUGGCGCUGGUACUGCGAGGCGGCCGCCUGACGAGAGCGACGAUUCCCGUGAGAACUCCAGUCAAGAGGGCGACGAAGUCGACGAUAAUGCCGAAUACACGACGUUGACGGACGAGAUGGAAGUAAUGCCACCACUGAUUUCAGAUGGAAUCCUCGAACAUGAGGAUGUGCGCGUUGUACAGGUCGACGAACUCCUUGAGGACGAGGAACUGCCACCUUCCGCGCCGCCUUCGGUCUAA
This is a messenger RNA of Leishmania major strain Friedlin, 2097 nucleotides long. RefSeq names its product transporter-like protein. Gene Ontology annotation, biological process: transmembrane transport. Gene Ontology annotation, molecular function: transmembrane transporter activity. The record is from RefSeq and is a predicted model, not a curated record. Lineage: Eukaryota; Euglenozoa; Kinetoplastea; Trypanosomatida; Trypanosomatidae. The transcript has a single exon. Bases 1 to 2097 code for a protein of 698 amino acids.